AUGGUGCUAAUCUCCUCUUGCAGGAAGUUCGGGAAACAGAUUCAGCGCCGGCAGCUGGAUCUCCCCGAAUAUGCCGCCAGCUUCGUCAACUACAAGGCCCUGAAGAAACUGAUCAAGCAACUCAGCGCCACUCCAACCAUCCCGGCUCAAACCACGGCCGAGGAUGUGGCCCAGACGGGGACACUCGAUGCGCAGGCCGCCCUGCGCGCGAACAAGGAGGUCUUCUUCUUCCGUUUAGAACGGGAGAUCGAGAAAGUCAAUGCGUUUUAUCUACAGAAGGAAUCAGAGUUCUCCCUACGUCUCAAAACGUUGGUCGAUAAGAAGCGCGUCGUCCAGUCGCGGUCUGCAUCCAACUCCAAGCGCCCGUCCAACUUUGUCGCGCUGUUCGAGGGAUUCCAGCAGUUCGACGGCGACCUCAACAAGCUCCAGCAAUUCGUGGAGAUCAAUGAGACGGGAAUGUCCAAAAUCCUCAAAAAGUGGGAUAAAACGUCUAAGUCUCGGAUGAAAGAGCUAUACCUUCACCGUGCCGUGGAAGUGCAACCAUGUUUCAACCGGGAGGUGCUCCGCGAUCUUUCGGACCGUGCGACAACAGCUCGGCUGGAGUUGGAGGCAUGGGCGGAGGGAGAGAACAUUGAGUUUGAUGCUGCACGGCCGCCCGCUGGUGCUGCGGCGUCUGCUGGGGCGGAGGAGGAUGAAUUGGAUCUCCAGGUCCUGCAGUCUGCCUCGACCGGCAAUCUCCAGACGCUGCGGGAAUGGUUGGUGAAAUUGAAGACCUCGCCAGAUGCCCGCGAUCGCGGCACCCGGACUUUCUUGACCGCGAUUAACGGCUUCUCUGAUGAUGUUUUGGGCCUUCUCCUGGAAAGUGGACUGGUGGACAUCCACGCGGAGGAUGACAUCAAUGAACGGAAUUGCCUUCACGAGGCCGCCAUCUCCGGUCGUGACUUUGUGUUCAGGGCGGGUCUAGCUGCCUCGGUGGAUAUCUCCAUGUCAGACGUGUAUGGACGGAUACCGUUACACUACGCAUGCAUGCACGGACGCGUGGAGAUGGUGAAGCAGCUUUUGGCCGUUGGACCGCAUACCGUCGACGUAAUGGACCACGACAACUUCACUCCCUUGAUCCACAGCAUCGUCAAGGGUCAGCUCGCCUGCGCGGAGCAGCUGCUAUUCAACAAUGCCCGCAUUGACCCGACCCAGGAGGCGGAUCAAGUUCCUUUAAAUGCUAGCCAAUAUGGCGCCUUCCCGAUUGUCAAGACGGAUCACAUUCCCUUGAAUCUUGCCUGUCAAUAUGGCUCUAUUCCGAUUGUCAAGAUGCUCCUUGAACGACAUGCGAAAUUGCUACCGGACGCCGAGGGGCUUUACCCACAGCACAUGGUGGCUCGCGCCUCACAGUCCCCGGAGCUGUUCUUGCUCCUGAAGCAGCACGGUGCCGACCUGAACCAGCGAGACAAGCUCUAUCAGUGGACGCCUCUCUUCCAUGCAGCGAGCGAAGGCUGCGUGCCAUGUUUGCGCACACUCCUCGAGCUCGGCGUGGACCCGCAUGUGGCCGACGAGAAGGGACUGUCCGCGAUGUACUACGCCGCAUGGGAAGGUCAUCUGGAGUGUAUGCUUCUUCUCUGGGCUAAGCCCUCAAGCGUCAUCUCAGGACGACGGGCAAUGGAUGUGCUCAAUGGUCUGCAACUGCAAGGCGCCGCCGAUGCAAUGGGGGACCCGAUGGAACAAGAGGAGUCUACCGAGAUGGACACCGCGGACGGUAUCCCAGAUCUGUCCCUACCGCCCCCGAUCAUCCCGUUGAGGCGGUACGGCCACAACUUCCUGGACAAGAAGACCUUUGUCCAAAUCUUGUUCGACCAAGGGAAUACGGGGUCGAUUGCAUUUGAUCAAGCUGGACGCUACCCGGCGGCCCGAUUGACCAUCUCAUCCAAGCUGUCAGACCUGAUUCCACGCACCAUUAUGUUGCCCAUCCAGGACGAUUCCCGAAGCAUCUCCUUCCACGUGGACAACCUCGACACUUUCACCGUGGAUUUCGAGAUCUUCCCGACCUUUGGCUCCAAGGUGAUUGCCAAGAGCGUGGCUCUGCCGGUCGUCUUCCGCGUCGAAUCGUCAAGCACCGGUACAUGCAGCCUGCCACUGUUCGACCCACGGCUGCGCGCGAUCGGUCAGCUGCGGUUUAAUUUCCAGGUCAUCAAGCCGUAUCACGGUGAUCCCUUGGAGAUCACCCACUUCGCGACAUACUGGAAGGCGACCAGUGCUUUGGACUCUGAACAUAAUGGGCUGGUCACCGGCUCCAGUCUGUCGGGAGACUAUGUGCAGCUCUUCGUGCAGCUGACCCGGGAUCGAGUGCCAGUGCUUUAUUCUCAAUUUACCAUCGACCACCAUGGCAUCGCGAUCCCGAUCUGCCACCUGACGUAUGCUCAAUUACAGGCCGUUGGCGCGGAACGAGGCAUCAACCACCAGCAAGUGAUGCAGUUCCUGGAGACCCAGGCGGCUCAUGACAUGCCUCAGGCUCAUCGACUCCUUGCAACAUCCUUCCUGUCCCUUCGGGAAGUCUUGCGGCAUCUGCCGGUCGACCUGAACAUCAACAUCACAAUCCUUUAUCCAUCUGUCGCCGAGGAGCAGAGUCUUGACAUGAGCUCGCUGGCAGAUGUCAACAGCUUUGCCGACUCGAUAUUGACAGAUGUCUUUGACCAUGCUCGCGUGGCUCGGGAAAAGAACCCAGACUUCAUGCGGUCCGUGGUGUUCACGUCGUAUAACCCGAAUAUCUGCACGGCCCUCAAUUGGAAGCAGCCGAAUUAUCCUGUCCUUCUCUGCAAUGACCUCGGGCAGAUCCGAGAUCUGGCUCAGAAUGUGGGCUCGAUGCCUCAUGUGGACAGCAGUGGACGGGCGUCGAUGUCUAUCAAGGAGUCUGCGCGGAUUGCCCAAAGUAACAACUUCAUGGGUCUGAUCUGCCGGUCGAGUCUUCUGAAUGUUGUUCCCGCAUUAGUGGAAACCAUUAAAGAGCUCGGCCUGGUCCUUGUGGCUGACACCUCCGAUGAGGUCGGGCAGCCCGACCGUGCAGACGCACUGUCGGCCGCCAGCGCGAUGGGCGUCGCCGCCGAAUGGGCCUACCGAAUGCCCGACGGUGUCAACGGUGUGAUGAAGGCCAAUGGCAUCCUUCGAUUCAAUGAUAUGAUCGACAUGUGA
Messenger RNA from Penicillium lagena, 3180 nucleotides. RefSeq lists its product as uncharacterized. NCBI's taxonomy places the organism in Eukaryota, Fungi, Ascomycota, Eurotiomycetes, Eurotiales, Aspergillaceae. Gene Ontology annotation, biological process: glycerophospholipid catabolic process. The record is from RefSeq and is a predicted model, not a curated record. Gene Ontology annotation, molecular function: protein binding; glycerophosphocholine phosphodiesterase activity. The transcript has 9 exons. The coding region runs from base 1 to 3180 and encodes 1059 amino acids.